CGCGACCGCGUCUGGCUACGGUCGACUUCACAACGCAACCACCAUCUGCAUUCGUUGUUCACUGUUCUAGCCAAGAUCAAAGAUGGCCUCAGUAUCUUCUCGAGCAUCUUCGCCCAUGUUCGCCAUGAGUACGGCUGAUACCGAAGGCAGCACGCCCGCAUCUAGUCCGCCACCACCAAGCUCGGACCCGGCGGAGAAGCCUCAGGAUGCCGAGGAAGAGGAAGAUGAGGUCGAUGAGGAAACGUCUGAACGACUGAAGACGCUCAAGAACAUACUCGAGAAGUCUACUCUAUUCGUGGAGGUUCUGAAGCAGCAGAUGGAUAGAGUGAAGUUGAACGGUACACGCCGUACGAUCCAAACCAAGACAACUUCGAAGAAACGGGAGGUGGCCUCCGCGGAUCACACUUCACAAAAGGCUGGCACGAAGAAGCGGCUGCGAGCCGACGCACAGGACAGCAAGGCACAUGCCCCAAAGCGCGUCAAGAUGGUUGGCGAGGAGCAGGCCGCAGAUGCGAAGGAGGCCGUGGCGGAGAAUGCGACGCCAUUUGAACAACCCGCCCUAGUCACUGGAGCGACUCUGAAAGACUACCAACUGGAAGGUGUCGCGUGGAUGGCGGCGCUACACCAGAGUGGUUUGUCCGGCAUUUUAGCCGAUGAGAUGGGGCUAGGAAAGACGCUCCAAACCAUUGCCUUCCACGCAUUCCUGCGCGAGCGUUCCUCGCUCCCUUUUCUGGUGUUGUGCCCGCUCAGUGUCCUGGAUAACUGGGUGGAAGAGUUCAAGCGGUUUGCUCCCGACAUCCCUGUGGUCAUGUACCAUGGGACACCAGUCGAACGCGCUGAAAUCCGGCAGAAGAAGAUGGUGUUCUCGGAAGCGGACAUGGAGGCGCAGAACAGGGCUAAAGGAAUCCCCCCGGCCGCUUCCUCGUCUUCAUCGAAGGAGAAAUCAAAGGCAGGGAAGAGCAAGGCGGCUGCGAAGAAUGACAGGCAUCGUGCUCACCCAAAUCAACAUGGGGUCAGCAAGGCAACGGCGCUGCAGUCGCUUCAGCGCACGAACUUCCCCGUGGUCAUUACGACAUACGAGAUGCUCAUGAGGGAUCGGGCUUACCUCGCUGAAUAUCAUUGGGGUUUUAUUGUUGUUGACGAGGGUCAUCGACUGAAAAACAUGAAAUGCCGACUGCUCCGUGAGCUCCGGAUGAUACCGUCGAGCUCGAGGAUGAUCCUCACAGGGACACCAUUGCAAAACAACCUGUCCGAAUUGUUCACACUCCUGAACUUUGUACUGCCGGAAAUGUUCAAGGAUCCGGUGGAACUCGAGGACUGGUUCAACUUUCCGCAGUUGCAAACGAACAUCUCGAGCUCACGCUCCGCUCAGAUCAUCCGUUCGUUGCACUCGAUCUUGCGGCCAUUCCUGCUUCGGCGACUCAAGGUCGAUGUCGAGGCCAACCUACCACCCAAGAAAGAGUACGUACUAUACGCGCCUCUGAGUGAGCGUCAGCGCGAGGUGUACGAUGCUAUCGCGAGCGGGAGCCUGCGCGCUCUGCUGGUGAAGGAGGCGAACGAGAAGCAGGGCCGUGCGGAGUCGGACGAGGAAGAAGAAACGCCUCUGCAGGCGCAGGCGAAGGCGAAGAAGGGUCGUGCGGGGCUACGGAGGACCAAGCGUAAGAGCUACGCCGUUGAUGGGAACGAUGAUGAGUACUUCAGGAGGCUCGAGGCGGGGGAGAUCGAGGAUAUCAGGAGGAGAGAGUCAGAGAAAAGCCAUGAAGAGCUGGCCCGCGAAUAUCACCGAAAGGCGAUCCUGUCCAAAGUGAACGGGAUGUCAUUGCAGAACAUGGUGAUGCAGCUCCGCAAGGUCUGCUCACACCCGUUCCUCUUCGACUGGCCGAUAGACCCGAAGACCCGGCAGCCGGUGAUCAACGACGAGCUGUCGACAGCGAGCGGAAAGAUGAUGGUCCUCGAACGUUUGCUCGACGAGCUCUUCACGCGGGGCCACAAGGUGCUACUCUUCAGCCAGUUCACGACGAUGUUGGAUAUCAUCGAGGACUGGGCCACGGAAUACAAAGGCUGGUCGCUGUGCCGCAUUGACGGAUCGACGUCUAUGGCAGACCGGCGAGAAGAGGUAAACAGAUUCCAAAAAAGCGGCGAUGCCGAGGACGCGCCGCGUCUCUUCCUGCUCAGCACGCGUGCGGGAGGACUGGGUCUCAACCUAGUAGCUGCAGACACUGUCAUCUUCUAUGACCAGGACUGGAACCCCCAGGUGGAUCUGCAGGCGCAAGACCGAGCGCACCGCAUCGGGCAGACGAGGCCCGUGCUCGUCUUCCGCAUCGUGAGCAAGCACACGGUCGAGACGAAGAUCAUGCAGCGCGCGAACGACAAGCGCAAGCUCGAGACGCUCGUCAUUGCCAGAGGCGAGUUCAAGGAUCCGACGCUCGCGCCGAGCCGCAACAGGAAGGAGACGAUGGCAGAGAUGGCUGCGGCACUCCUCAAGCUCGAGGGCGAGCAGAUCGAGGUCGUCCCGAGCACGGCCGCGGGCAAGGCGAGCGUCAUCAGCGACGAGGACCUCGACGUCCUGCUCGACCGCAGCCCAGAGGUCUUUACUGAGCGCGGCAGAGGCUGGACGUCCACUGGCGCGGCGAAGGACGAGAAGAAGGGCGUGAUGAAGAAGGCCGCGUUCGCUGUGUAUGAGGCCCCGGCUACGAAGGGAGGAGACUUCCUGGCGGAGAUGAUGGCUGAGGGAGAGGAAGAGGAGGCGUCGUGAAUCUUCGAUGAAGGUGGAUACCCGACGGAGAUGGAAAUGUGUGUUGCAGUGAAUUGUUUCGUCUUGCUUUGGCUUGCUCUCGCGUAGU
Molecule: messenger RNA, 2843 nt
Organism: Rhodofomes roseus
Lineage: Eukaryota; Fungi; Basidiomycota; Agaricomycetes; Polyporales; Fomitopsidaceae
Product: SNF2 family DNA-dependent ATPase
Exons: 11
Coding region: 83-2755 (890 amino acids)
Cellular component (GO): nucleus
Molecular function (GO): DNA binding; ATP-dependent chromatin remodeler activity; ATP binding
Source: RefSeq, a predicted model, not a curated record